Molecule: messenger RNA, 9829 nt
Organism: Oryzias latipes (Japanese medaka)
Lineage: Eukaryota; Metazoa; Chordata; Actinopteri; Beloniformes; Adrianichthyidae
Gene: kif21b
Product: kinesin family member 21B
Biological process (GO): microtubule-based movement; mitotic spindle organization; spindle elongation
Cellular component (GO): microtubule associated complex
Molecular function (GO): ATP binding; microtubule binding; microtubule motor activity
Source: RefSeq, a predicted model, not a curated record
UUGGGAGACUCUAAGUGGAGUUGUCUCGUUUCCGACAGCCCGUGAAUGCAGCACCAGCCCCUCCAGUUCCUCCUGCGUGACCGCGCACAGAAGCGCCGUGGCCGCAGACGGGCGCACGUUCACCGCUCGAACAGGAUGUAGCGGCGGAGACGCUCCGCGGAACGAAGAGGCGGAAAGCGGCUCCAAGUGUGGGAUGCGACGGGCAGACAUGACCGCCGCGGCGGCGGGGGGCAGCAACCAGACGCGGGGAGUCCCGGUGCGGCACCGCACCGCCGGCAGGUCUUGACGCCCGCUCCCUCCCGCGGACUUCAGAACCACACCGAACGCGCAGCAUUACCGAAACAGCCCGCAUCACAUCGAUCAUGGCGAGCCAGAGUGACUGCUGCGUGAAGGUUGCGUUGAGGGUUCGCCCUCAAAUGGCCAAUGAGAAGAUAGAAGGCUGUCAUGUGUGCACCCUGGUCACUCCUGGGGAGCCCCAGGUCCUCCUUGGGAAGGACAAGGCCUUCACCUACGACUUUGUGUUUGAUUUGGACUCAGAGCAGCACCUCGUCUACCAGACCUGCGUGUACAAGCUGAUCGAGGGCUGCUUUGAGGGUUACAAUGCCACUGUGUUUGCCUACGGUCAGACUGGUUCCGGUAAGACCUACACCAUGGGAACGGGUUUUGACGUGAACCUGGGCCUGCAGGAGCAGGGCAUCAUCCCUCGAGCCGUUCAUCAGCUCUUUGAAGGGAUCCAGAGCAGGAGGCUGCGAGCACAGCAGGCCGGCGUCCAGGCGCCCGAGUUUAAAGUCAGCGCCCAGUUUCUGGAGUUGUACAAUGAGGAGAUCCUGGAUUUAUUUGACGGAACCAGAGAUCCAGAGAGCCGCAACAGGAAGUCCAACAUUCGGAUUCACGAGGACGCCACCGGCAGCAUCUACACUACAGGAGUCACUUCCAGACUGGUUCACUCGGAGGAGGAGCUGCUGCAAUGCCUGAAGUUUGGCGCUCUGUCCCGCACCACAGCCAGCACGCAGAUGAAUGCCCAAAGCUCCCGGUCACACGCCAUCUUCACCAUCCACCUCUGUCAAAUGAGAGUCUGUCAGCAGCUGCAAAUGCAGAAUGGAGGAGGGGAGACCGGAGAGCUGGACGGUGUAAACGGCCUGGACUCAAACCCCAUCGCCCAGCCGGAGUACGAGACCCUGAUGGCCAAGUUUCAUUUUGUGGAUCUGGCUGGUUCAGAGAGACUGAAACGCACAGGGGCCACAGGAGAGAGGGCCCGGGAGGGAAUCUCCAUUAACUGUGGACUGCUUGCGCUGGGAAAUGUGAUCAGCGCUUUGGGGGAUCAGUCCAAGAAAGGAGGACACGUCCCGUACAGAGACUCCAAACUCACCCGACUGUUACAAGACUCCCUGGGAGGAAACAGCCACACAUUAAUGAUCGCCUGCGUCAGCCCGUCAGACCGAGACUUCAUGGAGACACUAAACACGCUAAAGUACGCCAACCGCGCCCGAAACAUCAAGAACAAGGUGGUUGUGAACCAAGACAAGACCAGCCAGCAGAUCAGCGCGCUGAGAGCUGAGAUAGCCCGACUGCAGAUGGAGCUGAUGGAGUACAAGGCGGGGAAGCGUGUAGCGUGCGAGGAUGGCUCUGAGGGCUACAGUGACCUGUACCAGGAGAACACCAUGCUGCAGAGGGACAAUGACACGCUGCGCCUCAGAGUGAAGGCCAUGCAGGAGACCAUUGAUCACCUCAACAGCCGGGUGACCCAUCUCCUGGCCAAUGAGGUCAGCUCUUUGCUCACCAAGUCAGGUCAAGGCAACGAGGAGAUCGGGACUCUGAUUCAGAACUACAUCCGUGAAGUUGAAGAACUCCGGACCAAACUUCUUGAGAGCGAGUCCAUGAAUGAGACGUUAAGACGGCAGAUGGCCCGCCUCUCAUCUAGAUCCCUGUUUCCAGACUCCUCUCUAAGCCCUGCCCCCGGCCACCCCCCCGGCUCCUCGCCUGUUCCCAUAUCCAUGGAGGCCGAGAUGACGGACGUGCUGCGCCGCGCAAAGCUGGACAUCGAGAGGCUGAAGAAAAAGGAGAGGAGACAGAGAAGGAUGAGUCCAGAGUUGGAGAAAGGUCUGAAGAAACGAGUGAAGCUGCACACUCAGGAGAACGGAGAGAGCCGGCAGAGCGGCGAGAACGGACAGAACGGGGAGAUCGACUCCGAUGAUAAUUACACAGAGGACGUCAUGUCUCCUCUGCAGGAGGAGAGUGGUUGUGAAGAAGAUGAGGAUGAAGAGGAGGGCCGGGAUGAAGAGGAGGAUUUCGACAGUGAUGAGAGUCUGGUGGACUCUGAUUCUGACUCAGAUGAGAAAGCUAACUUCCAGGCAGACCUGGCAGACCUGACCUGCGAGAUCGAGAUCAAGCAGAAGCUGAUAGAUGAGCUGGAGAACAGCCAGCGGCGGCUGCUGAUGCUGAAGCUGCAGUACGAGGAGAAGCUCAUCCUGCUACAAAACAAAAUCCGAGACACGCAGAUGGAGAGAGACCGCGUGCUGCAGAACCUCAUGUCCAUGGAAAACUACACAGAGGAAAAGGCCAACAAGAUCAAGCAGGAGUACGAGAAGCGCCUCAAGGAAAUGAACCGUGACCUGCUCAAGCUACAAACCGCACAGAAGGAGCAUGCACGUCUUCUGAAAAACCAGGGGAGGUACGAACGCGAGCUGAAGAAACUUCAGUGUGAAGUCAACGAGAUGAAGAAAGCCAAGGUGACACUGAUGAAGCAGAUGAAAGAGGAGCAACAGAGGAGGAGGAUGGUGGAAGCCAAGAGAAACCGGGAGAUUGCACAGCUCAAAAAGGAGCAGCGACGGCAAGAGUACCAGAUCCGAGCACUGGAGUCUCAGAAGCGGCAGCAGGACCUGGUGCUACGGAGGAAAACUCAGGAGGUGACCGCCCUGCGGCGCUUAGCCAAACCCAUGUCAGACCGCGUGGCGGGACGCGUGGCUCGCUGGAACCAGACUCCCUCAGUCACAGACUCUGGCGCCGAUUUGUCAGCCAGCACCACAGCAAGCAGUUCGGAGCCCGAGAGCGCGAGGACCGUCAGCGGUUUGGUGCGGCAGUGGAACAACAAGAACAAUGCCUACGGAUAUCUGGCAGAGAGUGAAGGGAGCGUGGACGGGACACGAGUCAUCGGAAAGAAGCUGCAGCAUAAGCCAGCAGGACUGGGCAGCACUGCGGCUGCAGGCAGACCCAGUUUCUCCAAGUCUGCUCGCCAGAAGUGGCAAACCCUGGAGCGCAGAAUAAUGGACAUUGUCAUGCAGAGAAUGACAAUCUCUAAUGUUGAAGCUGACAUGGAUCGCCUCAUCAAAAAGCGAGAGGAGCUGACCGUCCAGCAGGAAGCACUCUCACACAAGAGGGAAGUGCUGAUGGCAGACGGGGAGGGCCCAGAGGCCGAGGACCGUCUCCUACUGGAAGUCAGUGAGGAGCUGGAAGUGCUGAACGCCAACAUAGACUACAUCAACGACAGCCUGUCUGACUGCCAGGCCACGAUUGUACAGAUAGAGGAGACCAAGGAUGAGCUGGACUCAGUGGAUACUUCCGUGGUAAUCAGCUCCUGCUCCCUGGCUGAAGCACGCCACCUUCUGGACCACUUCUUAAAGGCUUCUAUUGACAAAAGUUUACAGGUAGCUCAGAAGGAGGCUCAAAUCCGACUGCUGGAGGGUCAGCUGAGACAGACGGAUGUGAUUGGCUCGUCUCACAAUCAUAUGAUCCUGGAUGCUCUCCGUGAAAAGGCUGAAUACAUCCCUGAACUCCAGGCUCUCAUCCAUAAUGUCCAACAAGAAAAUGGUUAUGCCAGCACUGAUGAGGAGCCCUCCGAGUUCAGCCAAGCCUCUGACAGCAGCGUGUCUCAAAUGAAGGAAUCCAACAGCCAAGAUGAUUUCAAAACCAAGAUGGAGCCGCGUCUGUCGGCCCAGAUGAAGGCGGUGUCAGCAGAGUACCUGGGUCCAAUCCUGGACCCUUUAACAGGCAGCAAAGCGCAGCACAUCACCAAGUCUCUGGCUUCACUGACAGACAUCCAGGAGGACGGUCUGAGUCUCAUUCCAGGGAGCCCAGGGCUAAACCUGUCUCUGCGAGACUACUAUCACAGGGACAGGGCGUCCCGCACCAUCAGUCUCCCUGUCAGGGGACAUACCUUUCCCAGGCAGUCGCGGGGUUAUGAAACUUCUCCUAUAACUAGAAGGAAGUCUUAUGAUCGCGCAUACAGGCCUACUGACGGCUACACUCCUCCAUCUUCACCUCCUCUAAGGAGCAGGAAUGACCGCAAUGUCUUCUCAAGACUCACCAGCAACCAAGCUCAAGGCUCGGCUCUGGACAAGUCGGAUGACAGCGACUCCUCGCUCUCCGAGGUGCUCAGGGGUGUGAUCAAUCCCAUUGGGGGUGUGAAAGGGGGUCGAACAGCCCCCCUGCAGUGUGUGUCUGUAGCCGAGGGCCACUCAAAGCCGGUUCUGUGUGUGGAUGCUACAGAUGAGCUCCUGUUUACUGGAUCAAAAGAUCGUACUUGUAAGAUGUGGAACCUGGUAACGGGUCAGGAGAUCGCUACUCUCAAAGGACACCCAAACAAUGUGGUUUCGGUCAAAUACUGCCCUUCCUCUGGUCUGGUUUUCUCCGUCUCCACCUCUUACAUCAAGGUUUGGGACGUGCGCGACUCUGCCAAAUGUGUCCGCACGCUCGUAUCUUCAGGUCAGGUGAUUUCAGGGGACGCGUGCGCUGGCACAACCACCCGCACCAUAAACUUUUCUCAGGGCGAAUGUCAGAUCAACCAGAUAGUUCUCAACCCGUCUGGGUCUCUGCUUUACGCUGCUGCUGGAAACAUUGUGCGCAUGUGGGACCUGAACAGGAUGCAAGCGACAGGGAAGCUGACAGGACACAUUGGCUCUGUCAUGUGUCUGACAGUAGGACAAUCUCUGCUGGGCAAAGAUCAAGUCAUCACUGGCUCCAAAGACCAUUACGUCAAGGUGUUCGAUGUCGCAGAGGGAACUCUGGGUAAUGUAGGUCCAGCCCAUAACUUUGAGCCUCCACACUACGACGGCAUAGAGUGUUUGGCCGUGCAGGGAGACGUGCUGUUCAGCGGCUCAAGAGACAACGGCAUCAAGAAAUGGGAGCUGGAGCAGCAAGAACUCACACAGCAAAUCCCAAAUGCCCACAAGGACUGGGUGUGCGCUCUGGCGUAUGUGCCCGGACGGCCCAUGCUGCUGAGCGGCUGCCGUGGCGGCAUGCUGAAAGUCUGGAACGUAGACAACUUCACACCGAUAGGGGAGGUCAGAGGUCAUGACAGCCCUAUUAAUGCCAUAUGCACCAACUCCAGACAGAUCUUCACUGCCUCUAGCGACUGCAGGGUGAAGCUUUGGAGCUAUGUGCCAGGCUUGACCCCAUGUCUUCCUCGUCGGGUCUUGGCCAUCAAAGGCCGAGCCACCAGCCUCCCAUGAUUGCCUAUUCUCUGCCCACCGCCCCCACCUCUCCUCUGCGACAAGACGGUGAAAAUCUGGCUGUCAAAGGUGUGGAGGAAGAGGUGAGAAACAAAGUGACUGUGGAUCAGCCGUCUUGCUUCAGCUUCCUCCUCAGAUCUGUGACCCGCUCACUUUAAGCAACGAGAUUCUUACUCUGAAGUUGCAGUUUCCACAGCAGUUGGGGUUUUGAAUAUAUACUCAAGAAUCAUCUGCGUCUUUCUACAAAAAGAAGAAGAAAAAAAAAAACCUUUCAGACUUUUUGUACUGCCAUUUGUUAAAAGUGCCAUUGAGGUGUGGUGCUGCUCAGAAAAGACAAACUGCAUCAGUCUGCCGGUGCGUCCUCCAGGCGAAACCCCUCCCCUCACAUGAAAACAACCCCCCCCACACACAGCCUGGUAUUAAAUAAAAGUGUCCUUCUGUUCUUUCACUGAGGUUUAGGACAGUGAGAGCUGAAUCUGUUGGACUUAUGUUCCUGCUUUACAAGGCUUGUGGCUGUUCUGCAGCUGCAUUGUCAUCUUAUGUUUUAAAUUCCAUCAAUCAUGGAGCUGUUUUUAUUGUUAUUAGGCUGUUUUUUUCAAUUAAUUUAUUGUUUUCUCUACCUCACUUAGUUGGACUUGGAGGUAGGAGCGCACAUUUCUACGGGUGUCUGAGUUUGAAUACUCUGUGCUUUAUGCAUUGACGUGACUAUUUAAUGCCAGGCUCUUCAUCCCGGUUAUGAUACGUCCUCUGUAACUGACCGCCAUCGGACUGUCUGGCUGCUGACCUUACAAGCAUGCUUCUACGCUCACCGUAUCUCAACUAAAGUUGGUCCUGACCAACACCGACAUACGACCACAGCAGCGCUCGCUCAGUUGUGAAGGUUGGCUGUGCGUUGAGGCUAAAGUGCCACUUCGUUAUCUCCUUGCCCUGUAGCUCAUGGCUCCCACCUGCUAUUUAUACUUCAGGGAAAUGGUAAGAAGAACCCCAGCAGUUUUCAUUUUUACUCUGACCAACCUUAUAGACUGGACCUGACUUCUGCACCUCUUUAGAAACCUGUUUUUGUCAGAGACCUUCUUUAUAGUCAGAUUACUUGGGUGAAAGUAGGUCAUCGCAGAGAAGAGUUCUUUUCUUCAUUAAAAAUUCCAAAUUUUCUUCCACCCACUGCUGCAUUUCACAGGCAGCAAUAAAACUUCCAGUCCCCACGUACUGAUGUACAAAAUGUGUUUAUCCGUGUGUGUAACGUGCGCACAUCGUGCACAUGCCACCAACACACAAACACAAGAUGUUUCGCUUAUCCAUCUUGCCUGAUAGGUCUUGGCAUGUCUAACUGUGUUGAUUUUCUGUUUUUUAAAUGAAACAAAUUCACAAACACACCUACAGGCAACAGCAAGUCCUAAAAGUCACUUCAAUUAUCCUUUUUGUAGUCUGACUCAUGAAGGCUCUGAGAAGGGCUUCACAGCACUUCAUGAACGCUGGCUUUUUUCAUGGAAUGCUCUGAAAUAAGGAGCUGUAUUUUUAAUCUCCUCGUUGUUGCGCUUGAUUAAAACCCCAACGUUCACACUUCAUUUUUUCAUCUCAGCAAUGUCACUUCUUCUUUGGCAACCCCCCCCCCCCCCCCCCCCACUUUGGCUCAUUUUGUGCACUUUUUUCUCAAAAAAGACCCAGAGAGGAUCAGUCUGUAGUUAAUCAAGUGACCCAUGGAUCUUUAAACAGCAUUUAAAAUAGGUGUUAAUUAAAAAGAAAAAGUUCAAAAAGCUUUCUUUAAACUAUGCCCUGAUAAAUGUUUGCUGCUGUUUCAUGUUUCCAACAUGUGUGAGGCAAUUUUGGUGUUUAGUGUUGUUUUGGGUGGGUCAAAGGGUUACUGAACAUGUGAAUUUAGCGUUAAUCUGAUCACACUUUUUGUAGUAAUGUAUUUUUUAAAUGAGAAACUCAGGUAAUGGAUGAAGGAUAUUUUUGUUUUUUUUGGUCACACUGAGUCAGAACUUGACUUUGUGAAUUUAGCUAGCUUUCUGAAUUAACCAAAUCAAAGGCCUUGCUUAAGUGAAAUAGGUUUUUCAACAUUAUUUUUUUACAUUUUGACACAAAAAAGGUACCAUAAGUAUUGUAACCGCUUUUUUUCAUUUGACGUUUGACUCCCUUUACUUCCUGUUAAUAGACUGUGCUUUUGUGAAUGAAGAUGUUUCCAGCUGAAAGGCCUUGAAACUCUUGAAACAUGCACUGAUUUUUUAUCAUAAUAACCUGUUAAUAAUAUAUAUUGUAUCAUUUGUUUGUAUCAGUUUGCCUCUAAAACUGGAACGUGUGGCACAAAGUGUGGUCAGCAGGGGACAUAUGCUUGAGUUCACCAGGCCCUUCACUGAAUUUGCGGGUGCCAAUUAGUCAAGUUGUCCUGCUCAGCAGCUUACUGCCUUUUUUCAUGGUAACAUUACAUUGACAUGCUUCCUCUUUGUUUUUUCCUUAGACUUGUACUCAUGAUUAGAGAAUAUUUGGUAGCUUUAGGCGCUUCCAUGUGCCCUGUGCUUUUACAUUUAUCCACUAACAGGUUGUUUGACAAAGCCAUUUGUCUCUGUAUUGCCAAAAGAUGUUGCUAAAAUAUUCAAAAAGUGUUCUUCCCAAGAUUUUCCUACCUGGAGGAGUUAUUGAGGACAUUUAAACAGCAGAAAUGACUUAAGCAUCUGGCAAAAGCAGUUCCGCGUUUGGGUUCUGUACUUCCGCCCAUGUCGGCAUCGCUCCUGUACUUAAUGGUUUGUAAAUAGUUCUCAUACCUUUUCCAAUUAUUGCUGAAGAGAUGCAGUUGAGGUUCGCUGACUCUGCUGAGCUCGCUUAGCUUUCCACGCACUUUGAAAAGGAAACCUUUUCUGUGAACACUCUCCAUGCUGCUGUUUUAUGAAUAAGAACCGAGCCAUGUUUUAGAGUUAGUUUACAGAAAAACCAUUUAUGACCCCAGAAAAGGCUGAAAUGACAGACCUUGUGAUCUGUUGUAGCUUCUCAGUAGGGAUAGAAGUCUGUAAUGUGAGUAUUUCCUGACACUUCAUGUAGGGUAAUAGUUUAGAAGGAAAAAAAAGGCAAUUUCAUGCUUUUUAUAGCUUGUUUUUUUUAAUAGAAACUGGGGAUGUUCACCUGGACAAAGCUGCAUGCAAUCUGUUGUAGAUACUCCUGAGAGAUCUUCUUCAUGACCCUAACCGUCUAAAGAUCUGCAACGUUUUUUUUUACUCCACGCCGCAAAAAGACAGUUUUGCUCCCCUUAAUAAACUGUGGGAAUUUCAUAAACAUUGUGUCCAAUCACCGUUCAAGCUAAUCCUCGUUUAUUCUGGUUCGUAUGGCGGAACAGUUUAUCUCCUUGUGUUUUCUCAUAAUGCAAAUUACUUAAAUGGUGGAUAAAAUAUAAGCAACAGAAUAGUGGGAAACCUCCUGUAGGUGUUUUUCUUUUGUGUAAUUAUGGAAAUAUACCUACUUUUUUCAAAGAAAAAUAGAAAUAGUCACCAGAGCUCACAGCAAAGCAGACAAAUAAACAUUGUUUGUCAUUGUAUGUUAUUAACCUUUCCAGCAAUGAUUCACAGAAACUUUUUUUCUCUCGACUAGAAAAGCAUAUUUGCUAUUUGUGAAAAAACAAAUUUGUUUCAAAUAACUAUUAGAACGCCGUAGGUCCUAAUGGGUGCAUGCACCAAUUUUCACUGAUGAACCAUUUCCAGUAUAACACCACAGAACAUAUGGAGUCAAGUUGCCCAUCAGAUUGUGCAUUACCAGCUUUAGUGCUUCAUCCACAACCAUGUCAGCGUUACACCUCAGCUAACAAGCCUGACUGCCUUAACAAACUGAAUGUGUGUUCAGGACAUUGAUAAUCAUCCACCAAAGAUCCUGAAUCCAUAUCAGACCCACUCUGAGGAUGGUAAAUCGUUCUUCAGUUGUGCUGGAAGCUGUUCUGCGAUUGCUUGCUUCAUCAUUAAAGGCAGAAAAGACCGACCAGGCCUCAGGCUGCUGAUGGGAUGCUAUUGCAUUUAGACACAAUCUUGAAGGCUCCUGAUGCAGAGGGCACUUUGCAGCCCUGCUGUUUUGACAGUAAACAUCCGUCCCACUUAACCACACAUCUCCUCUGUUGCUGCUCCAGUGGAUUUUAGUCCAGGUGUGUGAUGUGCUGUUACCUCAAUCUGUGACAUUGUCUGUGAAAAAUCUUCUCUUGGGUCACAAAUGCAGGGUCAAAAGUCAUUUGUGCCUUUUGUUGCGCAGACUACUCCCUCCUGAGUGUAAAUGUGUGUACAGUUUUUUUUAUAGAUAAGACAUUGUGCAUGAACCUAAGCCAUGUAAUGUUUUACAUGUAAAUAUUGUAAAAAGAUAUUUAAUAAAAGAUCAGUUCUUCCCUCAGCAAAAUAAAUGAGUCCAAAACA